Messenger RNA from Hibiscus syriacus, 697 nucleotides. RefSeq names its product translocator protein homolog. The transcript has a single exon. Bases 42 to 623 code for a protein of 193 amino acids. The record is from RefSeq and is a predicted model, not a curated record. Gene Ontology annotation, cellular component: membrane. NCBI's taxonomy places the organism in Eukaryota, Viridiplantae, Streptophyta, Magnoliopsida, Malvales, Malvaceae.
AUAAAACUACAGCCUCCAAUUAAUCUCCGUUGCUUUCUCCCAUGGAUUCCCAGAAUCUUAGACAACGUUCCAGGGAUGAUUCCGGUGUUACCUCCGCCGCUUCCGCUACCGCUACCACCAACGAGAAGAGCAGAAACAGGCGAGAAAAGAGGAUGGAAAUGGCCAAACGUGGCCUACGAUCGUUAGUCAUAGCAGUUUCGCUCCCUUUGUCUCUCACCUUAUUGAAUAUCUACCUGUUUGGUUCAGGUCGUGGUUAUGGCGCUCAACCCAAACCCUUCUGGUUCCCUCCUUCGUGGCUUUUACAUACAGCUUGCUUGGCCGAGAGCUUCCUGAUGGGUCUCUCGGCUUGGUUCGUUUGGGCUGACGGCGGGUUUCACAUCAGGCCGACAGCUUUUUUUCUUUAUACGGCUUACUUAGGAUUGAGCUUGGCUUGGUUACCGACCGUGUUUUGGAUGGGAGCCAGUUGGGCCGGGUUACUUGUGAGCUUGGCGAUGGUUGCGACUCUGCUUGGGUGUUCCAGGGAUUUCGGAAAAGUGAAUCCGAUUGCUGGUAACUUGGUUUUGCCUUGUUUGGCAUGGGCUGCGUUCUUGGUCGUUGUAAAUUUAAAGCUCGUCUUCCUUUGAAGCAUACAUCGGUCAAAUGAUAGUUGUGUGUGUGUGUUUUGUAAAUCAAAUAAGAUCAAGCUGCACGUUUGUUC